GAAGAGGAAGAGGAGGAGGAGGCAGAACUAGUGGAUCCUUUAACCACAGUAAGGGAGCACUGUGAGCAGACUGAGAAGUGCGUGAAGGCACGGGAGAAGCUGGAGCUGUGUGAUGCGCGAGUGUCUUCAAGGUCCCACACACAGGAGGAAUGUACGGAAGAGCUUUUUGACUUCCUGCAUGCCAGGGACCACUGUGUGGCUCACAAACUCUUUAAGAAUCUGAAGUAAAUGUUGGAGCAAGUCCCACCAUCUGCCUCCAUCGUUCAGCUGGAACACGGUGCCGUUUCUUUUUGGAUUCCAAGUGCUGCUUGCUGCCCGUUCUUGUGAAUGUACAGUAUAAGUGAGCAGCUUCCUGACUGUGCUGCGGUGAUCCAGGUGCCAUCGUGUCAUCGCAUCUAUCGUCCAUGAAAAACACGCAGCUGUAACAAAACCAUCUUCUGUGGUUUUCCAUAUUAAACAUAUUCAAAGUUCCUGUGGAAA
Messenger RNA from Terrapene triunguis (Three-toed box turtle), 480 nucleotides. RefSeq names its product cytochrome b-c1 complex subunit 6, mitochondrial. The annotation marks the transcript as partial. The transcript has 3 exons. The record is from RefSeq and is a predicted model, not a curated record. Gene Ontology annotation, biological process: mitochondrial electron transport, ubiquinol to cytochrome c. Lineage: Eukaryota; Metazoa; Chordata; Testudines; Emydidae.